Molecule: messenger RNA, 1271 nt
Organism: Aureococcus anophagefferens
Lineage: Eukaryota; Pelagophyceae; Pelagomonadales; Pelagomonadaceae
Exons: 2
Source: RefSeq, a predicted model, not a curated record
AGCUCAUGCGGCUCCACCUCCUCGUCGUCGCCGCGUGCGCCGGCGCGUUUCCGACCUACGUGUCGCGGGAGAAGGACGGGGCCGAGGCCGUGCCGCCGAAGCCGGCCUACUACGCCCACAAAGACCGGUCCUCCCGCGACCGCUUCGCGGCCGUCGCGGCCGGCGCCGCGCCGAAGAAUUUCACGACGCUCGAGGCGCUGGCCUACGCCCAGUUCCGGUCGCCCAUCUGCCACUCCGUCGCCCACGCGCUCGGGCGCCGGGUCUACGCGGAGGCGCGCGGCGCGUUCGCGACGCCCGCGGACCGCCUCGACGCCGCGCUCGCGGCGUGCGAGUACCGCUGCACGGGCGGCUGCCUCCACGGCGCCGUCGCCGCCUACGCCGUCGCCACGCCGGCGACCGUCGACAUCCCUCAGACGUGCGCGCGCGCGAGCAUGCGGAGGAUCCUCCCCUUCGGGGAGUGCGCGCACGCGGCGGGCCACGCGCUCGCGCUGACGCUGUCCGAGGGCGCGGCCUUCGCCGCCUGCGAGGCCCAGCGGCGCGACCCGAGCGUCGCCCACUACUGCGCCGGCGGCGUCAUCAUGGAGCUCGGCGACGGCUUCUUCGGCGGCGCGCGCGCCGUCGGCGACCGGUGCGGGGGCCUCCCGGCGUCCGCGCGCGCGUCCUGCUUCUACUACGGCCUCCGCAAGGAGGCGCUGCGGGACCGGGACCUCGCCAAGGUGCUGCGCCGCCGGUGCCCGGCGCCGCCGGCGGGCGGCGACCGCGGCGCGUACCGGUCCUGCGUCUACGGCGCGGCGUCGGGCCUCGUCAAGGACGGCAUGACGGGCGACCUCGGCGCCCGCGGCGCAAAGUCCUGCGAGCGGCACGUCCCCGCGGCGGACCGGCCCCACUGCGUCGACGGCCUCAUGUUCCGCACGGCCAAGUACGGCAAGGCGGGCAUGGUCGCCGCGACGUGCGCCGCGUUCGCCGACGCCGACCUCGCGGCCCUCUGCCGCGACGUCGCCGACGCGGGCAUGUACACGCGCCGCAAGGACGCCCUCAUGCGCGACUACAUGGACGAGGGCGAGGGCGGCUAAGGGGGCGGAGCGCCGCGACCGCGGGAGCCGGCGGGGCGCGCGCGGGAGGCGGCGGCCGCCCGGCCGAGACCGCCCGAGGCCUCGGGUCGGACCUCGCCAGGAAGGCCGAGUCGUGGGGGGGCAGGCGCCUUCGGCCCGGCCCAGCCGGUGAUUUGGCGAGAAGAAAGGGCAGCUUCGAGUCGUAACUUUUACCGGCGG